This is a messenger RNA of Thamnophis sirtalis, 2616 nucleotides long. It is a transcript of the gene LRRTM4, whose product is annotated as leucine rich repeat transmembrane neuronal 4. Gene Ontology annotation, molecular function: protein binding. NCBI's taxonomy places the organism in Eukaryota, Metazoa, Chordata, Lepidosauria, Squamata, Natricidae. The record is from RefSeq and is a predicted model, not a curated record.
GUGGGGAAGAAACAACCACCACAACAACUAUCAAGCUCCCCGCUUAUUCCAAGCAACAAGCAACAUCUGGAAGAAGAAGCGGGAUACAAUUGCAGAUGAGGGAACGAUGGGUUUCCAUGUAAUUAAGCAUCUGAGAGGCAUGAGUGCAGUGUUUGUUCUCCUUCCUACUGUGCUGUUUGUGACGUUGAGUGGGGCUCAGCGAGCUUGCCCCAAGAACUGCAGAUGUGAUGGCAAAAUUGUGUACUGUGAAUCCCAUGCAUUCAGAGACAUUCCUCAGAACAUUUCUGCAGGAUCUCAAGGCUUAUCGUUACGCUACAACAGCAUCCAGAAGCUCAAGCCAAAUCAGUUUGCAGGCCUACACCAACUCAUAUGGCUUUACCUUGAUCAUAACUACAUCGCUUCAGUGGAUGAGGAUGCCUUCCAAGGCAUCCGAAGGCUGAAGGAAUUAAUUCUAAGCUCCAACAAAAUUACGCACCUUCACAAUAAAACAUUUCACCCAGUCCCCAACCUACGCAAUCUAGACCUGUCUUACAAUAAGCUACAAGUGCUUCAGUCAGAGCAGUUUAAAGGUCUUCGCAAGCUCCUGAUCUUGCACUUACGAUCCAACUCAUUGAAAACGGUUCCUAUUCGGGUUUUCCAAGAUUGUCGCAACCUUGAUUUUCUGGAUUUAGGCUACAAUCGUCUGCGGAGUUUAUCUCGCAAUGCCUUUGCUGGCCUUUUGAAGCUCACAGAGCUCCACUUGGAACACAACCAAUUUUCUAAGAUCAACUUCGCUCACUUUCCUCGUCUCUUUAAUCUCCGCUCCAUUUACUUGCAGUGGAAUAGGAUCCGAUCCUUAAGCCAAGGGUUGACCUGGACUUGGAGUUCUUUGCACAAUUUGGAUUUAUCGGGAAAUGACAUUGCAGGGAUUGAACCUGGGACAUUUCAGUGCCUGCCAAACUUGCAGAAGCUCAACUUGGAUUCCAACAAGCUUACUAACAUCUCUCAGGAGACUGUCAAUGCCUGGAUUUCUUUGAUAUCUAUUACUCUUUCUGGAAAUAUGUGGGAAUGUACCCGGAGCAUUUGCCCUCUGUUUAACUGGCUUAAAAACUUCAAGGGAAACAAAGAAAGUACCAUGAUUUGUGCAGGCCCUAAGCAUAUUCAGGGUGAAAAAGUGAGCGAUGCUGUAGAAACCUACAACAUUUGUGCAGAAAUCCCAGUGGUGGUCACUGAAAAACCUUACCAGGUCCCUAAAACCCAGCAGAGACCCAUCUUUAUUCCAAAACCCACCGUUCCCAAAGUGGAAGACUAUGAGCCAACAUCAUUUACACCAAGCCCUUCUCCAGAUUUCCCAACAUCUGGACCAGAACCAGAAUAUGAGCAUGUUUCCUUUCACAAAAUAAUUGCUGGAAGUGUUGCCCUUUUUCUUUCCGUGGCUAUGAUUCUGUUGGUCAUUUAUGUUUCGUGGAAACGCUACCCAGCCAGCAUGAAACAGCUCCAGCAACACUCCCUCAUGAAAAGGCGUAGGAAAAAAGCCCGAGAAUCUGAGAGGCAAAUGAACUCCCCUUUACAGGAGUAUUAUGUGGACUACAAGCCAACAAACUCUGAGACCAUGGAUGUAUCGGUUAAUGGAUCUGGACCCUGCACCUAUACCAUUUCUGGCUCCAGGGAAUGUGAGGUCCCUCAUCAUAUGAAGACUUUGCCCUAUUACGGCUAUGACCAACCAGUGAUCGGAUACUGCCAGGCUCAUAAGCCUCUCCAUGUAAAUAAGGGAUAUGAUACUAUUUCCCGAGACCAGGCUGAGACCACCAACUUGGAGCUGAGUCGAGAUCACAGCUUCAUCGCUACCAUUGCCCGCUCUGCUGCACCAGCUAUUUACAUUGAGAGAAUACCAAACUGACGGAUCACCUUCUGAAUGAAAAUGAAGGAGAAUGUGUGGGAGGUUUCUUAUUUUUCCCCCUCUGCGGGGAAAAACAGCCCUUCGAUUCAAGACGCGAAAGGCGCAAGAAGACAUUUUGAACCGUUCCAGUGGGAAAAUGUUCUCAACCCAAAACCACAGAAAGAGAACAAAAUGGCAGAUGUCUCACAGAACACUGCGGAAAUUCAAUCUGGUGACCUGGCCAUACGGAUUGGUGAAUUCCAAAAUGUCCUUUGGUUUUAAACUGUUGAACAAACUUCUCGGUGUAAAUAAACAAACAAAAAGAUUGUUGAGUUCUUAUAUGAAAAAAAAAAGAAGUUAGAUUUCACUCUAGCAAGAUAAAGGGAUGGAUUAAAAGUUGUGUUUGUAUAUUUGAUUUUUUCUACAUUGCACGGUUCUGAUGGAAAAGAACCACAGAUGCCACUUUGGAGUGCAGGAGGAAUGGAGAGGGAGGGAGGGUCUGCCAAAUACAGAAUGAAGUAUUAUUUCUUUAUAAUUGUUUAUUAGUAUUAGAGGUUUCCUUUAACAUUCCCCCUCUUUUCAAAUUGGAACAUACCAAAUCAAUUUUUUCUCACUUCUUUAUUUCCUAAGAAUGCAAGAUCUGUCUUAUAAAUUCCAAUUCCAAAUAGGGCAUUUAUUGAACCAAACGGACAGUGACAAUUCUGUAAAAGAACCAAGAUGCAUAACUGACAAAACUUGGGGUGCAUGUACAUUUAAAA